CUGCAGUGGAAGCGUGGAGUCUUAACCUCUGGACCACCAGGGAAGUCCCCCGUUAACUUCUACUAUUACUAGCCAGGUCUGGACCAGACCUUGGGUCUCCUGUUUGAUGCUUCUUCACCCAUGUUUUUGAGUCCAUUCAUUCAUUGGAUAAUGAUUCAGGGGCCAGUCCUCAGAGUCCCCCAGCCGCAAUUCUGUAGCAGUAUCCACAGUUGGUUCAGGUGUCCCCAGGGGCCAAACCGCCCUGUUCUUUCCACCUGAGGCUUGGUUCUCAAAGCCCCUGGGGUGUGGCUGAUCUCUCUGAACCUGGAGCUCUCUUUCCUUCCCUUCCUCCCCGGCCCCUUCCUUUAUAUCAGAGGGUGAGGCCUUUGAUUCCACGGGGUGCCUCUCUCCGCACCUUCCCUCCUGGGCUGACCUUGCCACGGAAGCCUCCGAGUAGGUCCCAGUACCAGAGUUUCACCCCGACAUUCUUUCCCAUUCCUGGGAUAACCUGCACUCUCCAAGUCACCUUCAAAAAUUUCCAUAACCUCAGAUGGCCCUGCCACACCUUUCUAACUGACUUGGGCUUGGGUUGUUGCCUGGGUUAAAAGGACUAACAAGUAAACACAGACUCUUCUUUUAAUAAAAAGAAUCCCUUGUGUUUCUCUAGAAACUUGGAGGAGCAGAGCCCUUGGUAGCUCCUGGUCACUUUGGUUCCCCACUGCCCCUUGGAGGCAGAGGCGGGGGGCCUGGGGGAGAGGAUCCUUCGGCAGCCCGGCACGUCUUCCUGGCAGAAACAAGAGUGGAGGUGGCGGAGUGUGGGGAGGGAAGGCCAGCAAGGAUUCUGGAUAGAGCACGCAUCAGUCUAUCUCCUGGCAGCAGAUAAACAGCCCACAAGAGGGACAGGGUAGAGCAGAGUGGCUGCUCUUUAGGAGGGCAGGAAGUUGGGAAGGGCAGUGACCUGCCGUGGUGAGCAGUCACUUCUGGGUCUCCCUUGAAGGGACUGCUCGCAUCAGGAGGUGAGCGCCCAAGUGAGGGUCCCUCUGGUGGCCACUUCUGCCACCAGAACCCCCGCCUGCUCUCAGGACAGAGAUUCAAGAGCCAGGGUCCCCUCGAAGGCCGCUCCUGUCCCGACCUGGCCUUGUGCCCCACCCUCCUCUGCUCUCCCAAUCAGAUGCCCGGACUUAGCUGGCUCCCAUGUUUACCCAGAGGCCAUCGGUCAUGCCGGCACAGCUACGAGCACACAGCUGGCCCAGGGAAGACCAUGCAGUUACCGGGCCACACCUGCCCUUUGACCUCCUGUUACCCCUGACAGCCUUUGAUCCCUUCUGGCCUGGAGGCCGGAGGCUGGGCGGGUGACACCCACUGACACUGAGCAGCCGGGCAGAAGGGCCAGCGGGGACAGCAGCUGACUGUGAAGAUCAGAAGAGACUUGGAAUAAGAGUCCCCGAGCUUGGGUUUCAAUCCCCAUCUAGUCCUGAAUGGUCUCAGGCAAGUCACUUCACCUGUCAAGGCCUGGAUUUUUCCAUCUGCAAAAUGGGCAAACUAAGAACAAACUGCUCCCUGUUUGUUCUCAGAGCUGUGAGAGCAAAGUGUAACUUUAGGUGUAAAUAUCAAGAAUUUGGGAGGAAAAUCAAUAGUCUGCCAGUAUUCGACAGCAUUCCAGCAAUAAUGAAAGGUUAGGAUGGAGAGAGCGGGGGUGACGGGCAUCCUUGGGGCUGCCCAGCUCAUUCCUUCUUGUCCCCGCAGGCCACGCCUCUCCUGCCGUCCUGCCCACUCCCCUCUGUGGCCUCCCAGCCAGUCCAUGGCUGCAGACGACAGAAAAGUGGCAGUUCCCAAGGAUGGGCCUUCUGUGGUCUCCUGGGUCCCUGAGGAGGGAGAGAAGUUGGACCAGGAGGUCAAGGACCAGGUGAAGGAGCGGGGCCAGUGGAGCAACAAGAUGGAGUUCGUGCUGUCCGUGGCCGGGGAGAUUAUCGGGCUGGGCAACGUCUGGAGGUUUCCCUACCUCUGCUACAAAAACGGGGGAGGAGCCUUCUUCUUCCCCUACUUCAUCUUCUUCUUCACCUGCGGCAUCCCAGUGUUCUUUCUGGAAGUGGCGUUGGGCCAGUACACCAGCCAGGGCAGCGUCACAGCCUGGAGGAAGAUCUGCCCCCUCCUCCAGGGCAUUGGCCUGGCGUCUGUGGUCAUCGAGGCCUAUCUGAACGUCUACUACAUCAUCAUUCUCUCCUGGGCCCUCUUCUACCUGUUCAGCUCCUUUACCCCUGAGCUGCCCUGGACUGCCUGCACCCACUCCUGGAACACAGAGCACUGCAUGGACUUCCUGAACCGCUCGGCAGCUGGUGCAGCGGCCCCGCCCGUGAACUUCACCUCCCCCGUCAUGGAAUUCUGGGAGAGACGUGUUCUGGGCAUCAGCGCCGGCAUCCACGACCUGGGGGCCCUGCGCUGGGAGCUGGCCCUCUGCCUCCUGCUUGCCUGGGUUGUCUGCUACUUCUGCAUCUGGAAGGGGGUCAAGUCCACGGGCAAGGUUGUCUACUUCACAGCCACAUUCCCCUACCUGAUGCUGGUCAUCCUACUGAUCCGAGGCAUCACCCUGCCCGGAGCCUACGAGGGCAUCAUCUACUAUCUAAAACCAGAUUUGCUUCGGCUCAAGGACCCCCAGGUGUGGAUGGACGCAGGCACCCAGAUCUUCUUCUCCUUCGCCAUCUGCCAGGGGUGCCUGACGGCCCUGGGCAGCUACAACAAGUACCACAACAACUGUUACAGGGACAGCAUCGCCCUCUGCUUCCUGAACAGCGCCACCAGCUUCGCGGCCGGGUUUGUGGUCUUCUCCAUCCUGGGCUUCAUGUCCCAGGAGCAGGGGGUGCCCAUCUCUGAGGUGGCCGAGUCAGGCCCUGGUCUGGCCUUCAUUGCCUUCCCCAAGGCUGUGAGCAUGAUGCCCCUGUCCCAGCUGUGGUCCUGCCUCUUCUUCAUCAUGCUCAUCUUCCUCGGGCUGGACAGCCAGUUUGUCUGUGUGGAGUGCCUGGUGACAGCCUCCGUGGACAUGUUCCCCAGGCAGCUCCGGAAGAGCGGGCGGCGGGAGCUCCUGAUCCUUGCCAUCGUGGUCCUGUGCUACCUGAUCGGGCUCUUUCUGGUCACCGAGGGCGGGAUGUACAUCUUCCAGCUGUUUGAUUAUUACGCCUGCAGUGGCACGUGCCUGCUGUUCCUUUCCGUGUUUGAAGUGAUCUGCAUCGGCUGGGUGUACGGGGCCGACCGUUUCUAUGACAACGUGGAGGACAUGAUUGGCUACCGGCCGUGGCCCCUAGUGAAGAUCUCCUGGCUCUUCCUGACCCCGGGCCUUUGCCUGGCCACUUUCCUCUUCUCCUUGAGCAAGUACACACCUCUCAGAUACAACAACGUCUAUGUGUACCCGGCCUGGGGAUACUUCAUCGGCUGGCUCCUGGCUGGCUCCUCCAUGAGCUGCGUCCCACUUUUCAUCGUCGUCGCCCUCCUGAAGACCCAGGGUUCCUUCAGGAAGCGCCUGCGGCAGCUCGUCACCCCUGACCCCAGCCUGCCACAGCCCAAGCGACACCUGUGUCUGGACGGUGGCAGCGGCCGGGACUGCGGGCCCUCCCCAACGAAGGCAGGUCUCAUGGCCGGGGAGAAGGAGACGCACUUGUAGGAUGUGGCUGGAAACCAGCCCUGCCGAGAAGCUCUGUGAUGUCCCAGUGGGCUAGAGACAGUGCCGCCGGAGCCUGCCGUGCCUGUUGGAACACCCCGUCUUAUCUGUGAAGGAGGUGGUCUUUCCGGAGCCCACCGUCUGGUUAGAACAACUGCAGUGUGCGACAGCGGAUCACCCACUGUAGGGAGGCUUCCUCUUAGCACUUAGGAUCUCUGUGCCUGGGGAGGGUAGCGCCCAUAGAGAUACACGCCAUGUUGCAUGUGACAACUGAACACCCCACGCUGGGUCCUGACGUUCCACUGGAGGGCUUCCUCACCUGGCUUAGUGUCCUGGAGCCCGCGGGAAGGAACCAGAGAAACGGCCACCGUUGUCUUGCAUUUUCCCGGAGGCGGUGUCACAAGGUGUCCCCAGCUCCAGCCCUAGUUCCACGCCCGCCUUGCAGUGGUGUCCUUAACGCACAGAGCAUUGGGGUGGCAGGUGCUCAGGAUGGCCCCCACACUUGGCAAAUAGGCACGACCAUGGACCUGCACCCAGGACAGACAUGGCUAGUCGGUCGCAUGUUCUGUCCCAGCUGAUGCCUUCCAGAGACAGUGCCCCCGGCAGCUCCCGACCCCGACUUCAUGGAUGAGGAAACUGAGGAACCCAAGGGACAAAAUGAUUUUUCAAGUUCAUGAAGCUCCUCGGGGCCAGAGACACGACUAAAGCCGGGUGUCCUGCUCUCAGGCCGGUGUCCCUCCCACUGCCCCCUCCUGCCUUGUUAACAAGCACCCAUGGAUCACCUGCCGUGUGUGCCAGCCUUCUUUCUGUUCAUUGUGGUUCUUGGGGUAGGAGGGAGAGAGUCCCCCUCGGGUGGGGGGGGAUGUGAGCAGCCCGCCCAUAUUGGCAGCCCUACCCUGGCAGCUCCUCCACUAGCUCAUACCCCUCUGACCGGAUUUCCUCCCUGGACUUUGGUCUUCUUCCCACUUUCCACUUCCCCUCCCCCAGGGUUUGCCUGGGCAUCUGGGAGAGCCACCCCCUGACUCCCACGGAGAGAGGUGUGGGGUGCUUCUCUCCCCAGGCCCCUGCCAAACCGCGCCAGACCUUUCCCUGGCUGGGGAAGGCUUCCUGGAGGAGGCUCUGUGGUCUUGUGUUCCAACGGCAAGGUGGGGGGGGGUCUGUGGGGGGUAGGCCACUUCUGGACAGUGUCCUGGGGAGAACCUGGGGUCUGGAAGAAGGGCCACCGCCUGCAGUGAUGCGAAGGUAGGAAAAGUCACUGCCUGGUGACUGGAGGAAAAAUCUGUGGUCCAGCCAGGAUGAGCUCCAGCCUGACAGCCCCGGGCAUCCUCAGAUCAUCUGCCAUCCUUUGCCCAGAUCUGCGAGGGCUUCUCAGCUUGUGAGAAUAGGGGCGCUGGCACCCUGGGCACAAGCAGAUGUCCAGACCCCUGGGUUCUGAACGUUCCCUUCUGCCUCUUUCUGGACUGCUCGCGCACUGGU
Delphinapterus leucas (beluga whale) is the source of this 5107-nucleotide messenger RNA. Lineage: Eukaryota; Metazoa; Chordata; Mammalia; Artiodactyla; Monodontidae. The record is from RefSeq and is a predicted model, not a curated record.